Molecule: messenger RNA, 1194 nt
Organism: Arctia plantaginis
Lineage: Eukaryota; Metazoa; Arthropoda; Insecta; Lepidoptera; Erebidae
Source: the annotation of a GenBank genome assembly
AUGGCUACUUUAGUUAAAACUGCUGUUGUCAAAGUUCUAAGCCCGAACCAGGGUUGUAAGAUAGCAGCCUGCGCUUUUGUACAACACCGCGGUAUUUCUGGUAAAGUUCUAAGAGAAUCAUUACCACCACCUCCACGUAAACCAGCGCCCUUUGACUACGUAAAUAAAGACUAUUCUUAUUUUCGGAGCUUAAUUGACCGCACCACACACAGAUUCGAUGAUAACUCGAAAGUUGUCGUUGUCGAAGGUCCGGUGGCUGUCGGUAAGACCCAAUUUGCGGCAGCCCUAGCCGAAGAUUUAGGAAUGAAGCAUUUCCCCGAAGCUAACAUGGACAUUCACUACAUACGACCCAAUGGCUGCGACCUACGCAUGUUCGACGAACAAGUUCCUGAAGAUACCCGCACAUUUGAUCACAUUAACUUUAAUUUGACUCCUAAGCAUCGUCUAGCUGGCAACUUCCAGAUCAUGAUGUACAUAGCUAGAUUCAGUCAGUACAUUGAUGCUCUGACUCAUUUGUUAAAUACUGGUCAAGGUGUAGUGCUUGAGAGGUCUCCAUACUCUGACUUUGUAUUCCUAGAGGCUAUGUACUCUCAAAAGUAUAUUAGCCAAGGAGUCCGCAGUGUGUAUUAUCAGUUGCGAGGGAAUACCAUUGAAGAACUGAUGCGCCCACACUUAGUCAUCUAUCUGGAUAUGCCUCUUCAAAAGGUCCAGGACGCAAUUAAGGACAGAAAUUUAAAGCAUGAAGCUCCAAUGCGCGCACUUACUACACCAUUCUUGACGGAGAUGGAACGCCAGUAUAAGAACAAGUACCUGCGUGAUAUAGCUACUCAUGCUGAAUUGCUUGUGUAUGACUGGAGUGGUGGUGGUGAAGUGGAAGUAGUCGUUGAAGACAUUGAGCGUCUGAAUUUCGAUCAAUACACAGAGCGUGAAGAACCCAAGAUGAAAGACUGGAGACUGCCCCGCGAACUAGAAUGGGCCGACAAGCGCAUGCUUUAUACUAACCAGAAGCAUUUGCUCAUGAAUUUGUUUGCGAUUCCCAGACUUGACGUGCCAGAGCUUAUCACCAGCGCUGAUGAUGACUAUGAACGGAUGAAGAUCAUAGAUAAUCACCCUAAGUUCCGCUAUAUGGAUGGGUACAACGAAGGUGGAGUCAUCUUAAAGACCAAGAUGACCAAGUACACAGAAUAUCUGUAA